GCGUUCCAUAGGUGAAACUCUAAACGUGGCGCCAUCUCUGUGGAACCUCUCAGAGACUCCAGCGAGUCCAGGUUACUGGCAGUGCAACGUCACGUGGAAUGGGCGUGUCUGCCUAAUCCUCCCUUCAGUCAGGCGGGUGCGUGUGAGUCCUGUGCUGGCUGCGAGAGCGCGCACCGCGGAAGGAGCUGGCGGCUGGGGCAGGAUAAGCUGUGGGGGAGUCGCAGCCAAACUGAACCGUCUCCUUCUCAGUGGGGGCCGUGCGGCGGAGAACGCGCUAAACAUCGCGCGCAGAUGGAGUACCUAAGGGCCUGCGGGCUGUGUCGCUGGCUCUUGCAGCAGCUGGGGUUUGACCCACCCAAUCACAGUGACACCAGAACAAUCUACAUUGCAAAUAAAUACCCUCAACAUGACCAUUAUGUUCCACCAAAGUUUGCAGACAACAGAAUUAUUUCAUCAAAGUAUACAGUGCUGAAUUUCAUCCCUAAAAAUUUAUUUGAACAGUUCAGAAGAAUAGCAAAUUUCUAUUUCCUAAUUAUUUUUCUUGUUCAGCUUAUGAUAGAUACUCCCACAAGCCCUAUAACAAGUGGUCUUCCAUUGUUUUUUGUAAUAACAGUAACUGCAAUUAAACAGGGCUAUGAAGACUGGCUGCGACACAAAGCAGACAAUGAAGUUAAUGGAGCUCCAGUUUAUGUUGUACGAAGUGGACACCUUGUCAAGACUAGAUCAAAAAACAUCAGGGUAGGAGAUAUUGUUAGAGUAGCCAAAGAUGAGACAUUCCCAGCUGAUCUUGUUCUGCUGUCAUCAGACAGUGCCAAUGGUUCAUGUCACAUUACUACUGCAAGUCUGGAUGGAGAGACCAGUCAUAAGACCCAUUUUGCAGUUCCAGAAACAGCAGUUUUACAGUCAGUUGCAGAUCUGCACACAUUAUCAGCAAUCAUAGAAUGUCAACAGCCAGAAGCAGAUCUAUACAGGUUUGUUGGAAGAAUAACUAUAAAUCAGCAUUCAGAAGAUAUUGUGAGAUCUCUUGGGCCAGAAAACCUCCUCCUUCGUGGAGCACGAUUAAAAAACACAAAGGAAAUUUUUGGUGUUGCAAUAUACACAGGGAUGGAAGCAAAAAUGGCUUUAAAUUACAAAAGCAAAUCUCAAAAACGAUCAGCAGUUGAAAAGUCAAUGAAUUCUUUCCUGCUUGUGUACUUGAUUAUUCUCCUCUUUGAAGCUAUUCUAAGUACAAUAUUAAAGUAUGCCUGGCAAGCUGAAGAAAAGUGGGAUGAGCCAUGGUACAACCAAAAAACAGAGCAUGACAGAAAUAGUAGCAAGAUCUUGAAAUUUAUUUCGGAUUUCCUCGCGUUCCUGGUGCUUUACAAUUUUAUUAUACCUAUUUCACUUUAUGUGACUGUGGAGAUGCAGAAGUUCCUUGGAUCAUUUUUUAUUGGCUGGGACCUUGACCUUUAUCAUGAAGAAAGCAACCAAAGAGCACAAGUCAAUACUUCUGAUCUUAAUGAAGAAUUGGGACAGGUAGAAUAUGUGUUCACAGACAAAACCGGUACACUUACAGAAAAUGAGAUGCAGUUUCGAGAAUGUUCCGUAAAUGGUAUUAAAUACAAGGAGAUUAAUAACAAACUUGUACCCGAAGGCGUGACUAUGGAUUUCCCAGAUGCACCCACCACAAGCUUAAGUAUGGAAGAAGAACUCUUUUUAAAAGCAGUGUCUUUGUGUCACACGGUUCAAAUCAGUUAUGACCAAAUAGAUGGCUGUGUAGAUGGAGUCCGCUUUUCAAAUGGAAUGUCUAAUCAGUUGGAAUACUAUGCCUCCUCGCCAGAUGAAAAGGCUCUGGUUGAAGCAUCCAGAAGAAUAGGAGUUGCUUUUAAUGGCAUAAAUGGAGAAAUUAUGGAAAUCAAAUGUCUCGGAAAACUUGAAAGGUACAAACUUCUUCAUGUAUUGGAGUUUGAUGCAAAUCGUCGUCAGAUGAGCGUAAUAGUAGAGAGUCCAUCUGGAGAAAAGAUACUUUUCACAAAAGGAGCAGAGUCUUCUGUCCUUUGCAAUGCAAAACUUGGAGAAAUUGACAGAACUAGGAUUCAUGUGGACGAAUUUGCUUCAAAAGGACUAAGGAUAUUGUGCAUUGCCUAUAAGAAGUUUAGCCCAGAAGAAUACAAUGAAAUUGAUCAGCGACUGCAUGAAGCCAGGACUGCCUUGCAGCAAAGAGAAGAACGCUUAGCUGAUGUUUUCAAUUUUAUCGAAAGAGACUUGGUGUUGUUGGGGGCAACUGGUGUUGAAGACAAGCUUCAAGAUAAGGUCCAGGAAACUAUAGAGGCUCUAAGAGUUGCAGGAAUAAAAGUAUGGGUACUCACUGGAGACAAGCACGAGACUGCUGUGAGUGUCAGCUUAUCUUGUGGACAUUUCCACAGAAAUAUGAAUAUCCUGGAACUUGUGCAACAGAAAACAGAUAGAGAAUGUGCAGAACAGCUGAGACAGCUUGCAAGAAGGUUGACAGAUGACCAUGUUAUACAGCACGGGCUGGUUGUUGAUGGAGCCAGCCUUUCUCUUGCACUCAGGGAACAUGAAAAGCUGUUCAUGGAUGUCUGUAGAAAUUGUUCUGCAGUUCUGUGCUGUCGGAUGGCUCCUUUACAGAAAGCAAAGGUAGUUAGACUACUAAAAACAUCUCCAGAGAAGCCUAUAACCCUAGCUGUUGGAGAUGGGGCAAAUGAUGUCAGCAUGAUACAGGAAGCUCAUGUUGGUAUAGGAAUAAUGGGAAAGGAAGGCAGGCAAGCUGUACGGAACAGUGAUUAUGCAAUUGCAAGAUUUAAAUUCCUCUCAAAAUUGCUUCUGGUGCAUGGACACUACUACUAUAUUAGAAUAGCUACCCUUGUACAGUACUUUUUUUAUAAGAAUGUGUGUUUUAUUACACCUCAGUUUUUGUAUCAGUUCUAUUGUUUAUUCUCACAGCAAACACUGUAUGACAGUGUAUACCUGACUUUGUACAAUAUUUGUUUCACCUCCUUACCUAUUCUAAUGUACAGUCUGUUUGAGCAACAUGUGCAUCCACAUGUUUUACAAUCAAAACCUGGUCUCUAUCGAGACAUCCGUAAAAAUGCCCUUCUUGGUUUUAAACCAUUUCUUUACUGGACCCUUUUGGGCUUUGCGCAUGCCUUUGUGUUCUUUUUUGGGUCAUACUUUCUAAUGGGGGAGGACACAUCCCUACUUGGAAAUGGCCAGAUUUUGAAACCUAACAGGCAACUGAUGUUUGGGAACUGGACUUUUGGGACGCUGGUAUUUACCGUAAUGGUCAUUACCGUUACCAUGAAGAUGGCGCUUGAAACUCAUUUCUGGACAUGGAUAAAUCACUUUGUUACUUGGGGUUCCAUUGCAUUUUAUUUUAUAUUUUCUCUCUUUUAUGGUGGAAUCAUCUGGCCGUUCUUGCACACCCAGGACAUGUACUUUGUGUUUGUGCAGCUGCUGUCCAGUGGUUCUGCUUGGUUUGCUAUAAUCAUCAUCAUCAUAUUCUGCCUCUUUUUUGACGUCAUGAAGAAGGUGGCAUACCGACACCUGUAUCCAACAUGCACAGAAAAGGCUCAGAUGUUUGCCAGCAGAAUUACUUUAAGUGACGAGUACAUCGCCCUGCAACCUCUGUCACGGGCAAGGAAUCAGCUGAGCAAAAUUAGCUUGCUGAGACAGGAUCAGGUAUCAACUGCUUGGACUCCAUGUGCUGCUACACAAGUUGCGAGGCAGCGUGCUCGCCUGUUAGAAGACUGCUGGAACGAUUGAUGGGACGAUGCAGCCCGCCCCGGGUCAACAGGUGUGGAACCUCUCUAAAUAGCCUUUGCUGCCAACGAUUCACCUAUAAACUGGAAAAUGACGAGCCUGCAGCUAUAGAUGAAUAGGAAACCAAAUAUCCCGUGGUUUGGUAUAGUGCAUAUUCCAAUGCCUUGCCAGUAGAGAGUUGAAACAGAAUUUAUACGUUUUGGGGAACUUUUUAAAUCGUAUUUUAUUUUCAGUGUUCUCUACAGUUUCUGUAUAUAAAGCAUUUGUGUGUGUGUGUCUCUUUUAACUGUAUGUUAACUUUCUUUGCUUGCAUUUGUCUACGUAGUUCUGGGCAUUGUAAUAUCGGUGUCUGGUUGAUUUCAUGGACUUUUAAUUGAUCUGUUUGGGCUACGGUUCUUACACAGAUAUACAAAAGGUUUUACCUGACAUUCGGUCCCGUUUCAUUUCCAUAAAUGUACUGCCAAGAAAAGCAUGGCUGCCUUAAGGUUCAGUUCUUACGCUGCAGUAAAUAGGAACUAAGAGGCUUGUAGGUACAAGUUAUACCCAAGAAAGUCUGCCCUUUGCAUAAUACUCAUGUCAAGUAUAAGACACGCUCCCUUCUUUCUUUAGCUAAUGACACACAAGUAAACACACUCAGGCCAUUUUCUCAUGUCAUUAAUCUGAUAUAAGAGCUAUAUAGCCACUUGCCAUGUUAUUUAAUGCUUACAAGUCCUCUUAAAAAGACCAAAUGCAGUCAGUACAAUUAUUUUUGGGUAUACUUUACCUUUAAGACACGGGCACAUCCUAUUGGUUAUGCUCCUUUGUGUGUCUCUAUAUCCAUUUUAUACAAAAGUGACCCUUUAGUAUAAAACCUUUUGUGCAUCACCCUCUUCUGUUUAAUCAAUCUCCUUCAUUUCACCAGCCUGGGCUUGUCUAAAGCGUUGAUAUCUGCUAACGAACUGGAAAAUGUGAUAUUCACAUUACAUCUUCAAAUGAUCUAUUCCUUAAUUGGGACGAUUUGUUUAUUCCAUCAAGUUGCUCCGAUUCAAUUCAUCAGUUUUGUUUUUUUUUUAUUAAACGUUACACGUUAAUGACGUCCUAUACAACGUUUGCCAUCCCUGUCCCAGUCGCUUAUACGUUGGCUUUGUCCAUCCCUUUUUUAUGUUAGUGUCCCGUUCCAAGGAGCAAUAUGCAACUGUCGGUUUUAUAUUUAGAGCAAAUGCUACAAAAAACAAACAAAAAAAUGCAUAUUUUUGGAAGUUAUUGUUUGUGUGGAACAAAGCAUUAAUGAGUAAAUAUUUAUAUAUAGCAUAUGUUAUGUCUUUUUUUAGUACGGAUUCUUAUCAGAUAUCUUCAUUUUCAUAAAUAAAGGCAUCCUUUCCAAAAUCA
This is a messenger RNA of Xenopus laevis (African clawed frog), 5127 nucleotides long. It is a transcript of the gene atp11b.L, whose product is annotated as ATPase, class VI, type 11B L homeolog. The record is from RefSeq and is a predicted model, not a curated record. The coding region runs from base 292 to 3762 and encodes 1156 amino acids. Lineage: Eukaryota; Metazoa; Chordata; Amphibia; Anura; Pipidae. Gene Ontology annotation, molecular function: magnesium ion binding; nucleotide binding; ATPase-coupled intramembrane lipid carrier activity. The transcript has 31 exons. Gene Ontology annotation, cellular component: recycling endosome; endomembrane system; early endosome. Gene Ontology annotation, biological process: phospholipid transport; phospholipid translocation.